CCAAAGCUCCAAUUCUGAAAUGCUGAACUAACAAACUUCAAAGUUGAAAGAUGAAAGACAAAAGGGUCCAGUAGCAACAUUGGUUCGCAUUGCUGUGUCUAUUAUUUUCUAGUCAGAGAAUAAACAGAAAACAUAAAGUUGAAUUUUCAGAUCUCGAAAUAGGAUUUGCACAAGAAGCUGGGGAUUGGUCCCGUUGAUGAAUGGGUAAAGAAAGUUAGUUGAAAUCAUCGGAAUCCGAGCAAGCAGUGGUGAGUCCAAUGCUCUGUUUUCGUUCUGUGCGCUGAGGGCGGAGUGAUCGGAGAAGAUGUUGUGCGCCUGUUCUUCCGGUGGGCAGUUCAAAUUCGAAGAGCCGCCGCAGUCGCCGGACUCCCUCGCCACCAGGGAUUUCUCCGCCAGCGGACUCUCUUCCAGGAACACCGGGGAAUGGGAGCCUAAAUUCGAUGAAACGCAAGUAGAACAAGCUGAAUCUACUCUUAAAGAAGCUCUUUCCUUAAACUAUGAGGAGGCCAGGGCUUUAUUGGGGAGACUUGAAUACCAAAGAGGGAAUUUCGAUGCUGCACUUCAAGUGUUUCAGGGUAUAGACAUCAAGGGUUUGACCCCGAGAAUGAUCAAGGCUAUUGCUGAAAGAAUCAAGCAAAGGAAACCACGUUCUAAGGCAGAUAUCGUGGGUUCAAAUGUGAUGUCAUUGCACUCUGUUAGCCUGCUUCUUGAGGCAAUUUUGCUUAAAGCAAGGUCACUGGAGGAACUUGGGGAAUGCAUUGAGGCUGCAAAGGAGUGCAGAAUAAUUCUUGAUACAGUUGAAUCUGCCCUUCCGAAUGGAAUGCCUGAGGGUAUUGGAGAAGAUUGUAAGUUGCAAGAGAUGUUUCAUAAAGCAUUGGAAUUACUUCCAAGGCUUUGGAUCAAAGCAGGAUUUCUGGAUGAAGCUGUAGCUGCAUAUCGUCGUGCUCUGGUCAAGCCAUGGAGUUUGGAUCCACAAAGGUUGGCUUCUGUAGAAAAGGAUUUAGCUACGAUACUACUCUAUGGAGGUGUAGAAGUUAGCUUAUCCUCUCAGCAGCAGGUGUGGGGUAAAACAACUCCUACCAACAGUGUUGAAGAAGCGAUACAUUUGCUAGUAAUACUCAUGAGCAAGGUGGCAAUUGGGGAAAUAGACUGGGAUGCUGAAAUAAUGGAUCAUCUUACUUUUGCACUUUCAGUCACUGGCAUGUUUGAGUUACUUGCGGAUCAUGUAGAGCAGAUCCUUCCAGGUAUCUAUAGUCGGGCUGAGAGGUGGUACUUUCUUGCUCUGUGUUUUAGUGCAGCAGGACAUGAUGAGGUGGCAUUGAACCUUUUAAGGAAGGCUUGCGGCAGUUCUGAAGCAAACCAUAGACCCCAUUUUCCUUCAUUUUUGCUUGGAGCAAAACUCUGUUCCCUAGAUCCUCGCCAUGCUCAUGAAGGCAUUAACUUCUCACGUAAAGUUAUUGAGCUAGCUAAGCAUCAAAAUAAGCAUUUUCUGAGUCAAGGCCAUAAAUUUCUUGGAAUCUGCUAUGGUGCUGCAGCUAGAAUUUCUGUACUCGAUUCUGAAAGAAGUAUAUUUCAAAGAGAGUCUUUGGACUCUCUAAACUGUGCUGCCGUAAAUGGAAAUGAUGACUUGGAAGCAAUAUUCAACCUUGGAUUGGAAAAUGCAAUUCAAAGGAAUCUGGAUGCAGCUUACAACAACAUAAUGACGUUCUCAGACAUGAGUGCUGGCAGUUCGAGAGGUUGGCAGCUGUUAGCACUUAUAGUAUCUGCACUGCAGCGGUUUAAGGAUGCAGAAACUAUAGUUGAUUUUGCUUUAGAUGAGGCUGGGGGGAUGGAUCAACUUGAUCUUCUGAGAUUGAAAGCUGUACUUCAAAUUUCUCAACAGCAACCCAGGCAAGCAAUAGAGACAUUUCGAAUCUUGCUUGCGUUAAUUCAAGCAAAAAAGGAGUUUUGGCUUCAAGAAAACAACAUUGAUCGAGAACAAGCAUUCAGGCAUGAGGCAUUAACAGAAAAGAAGUUGGAAAUGGAAGCCUGGCAGGAUUUGGCUACAAUUUAUACAGAUAUCGGUUGCUUGCUUGAUGCAAAAACUUGUGUUGACAAGGCCCAAUUGAUAGAGUUUUUUUCUCCAAGAAGUUGGCAUAUAGCAGGGGUGGUGCUUGAAGCUCAAUCAUUAUACAGAGAAGCAUUUGUUUCCUUUUCAAUAUCAUUGGCAGUAGAACCAGAUUACAUUCCCAGUAUCAUUUCUACCGCAGAAUUAUUGAUGAAACUUGGUAUGCAAUCACUUCCAAUUGCAAGAAGUUUUUUAAUGAAUGCUUUACGAUUAGAACCUACAAACCACGAUGUUUGGUUCAACCUUGGCUUGGUUUCAAAAAUGGAAGGUUCAUUACAGCAAGCAGCAGAGUUCUUUCAAGCUGCUUAUGAGCUGAAGCUUUCUGCUCCAGUGCAAAAAUUUAAGUAAUCAAGGGAAAGUGAGCUUGCAUAAGAAUGACAGAAAACAUGCGAGCAGCAACUAACUGAGAAAAAUACUCAUCCCACAUUUAUCAUUGCUUGGAUGUUGAUUUGUUGAAAAUGUAUAGCUAAAUCUAGCUACUUAUCAAUAAAUUUUCUUUCUGUUAAAAUCUGUCUUUGUUUCGUAAGUAGAAUUAACCGUGGGUAGAAAUGGUGAAACGUCAUAUAGUCCUGUCAAAUAAUGACAUGAACUAGAUAGUCAAGGCUCUCGUAAUAAUUUUUGUCCUUUUGGCCCACAGUUUCUGUACUGUGGAAGAAAAUGACCUAUUUACAUGGAAUCCUGUCAAAUAGUGACACGAACUAGAUAGUCAAGGUUUUUAUAAUUGUGUGCUC
Molecule: messenger RNA, 2838 nt
Organism: Vigna umbellata (rice bean)
Lineage: Eukaryota; Viridiplantae; Streptophyta; Magnoliopsida; Fabales; Fabaceae
Product: protein NPGR1-like
Molecular function (GO): protein binding
Source: RefSeq, a predicted model, not a curated record